Messenger RNA from Cuscuta epithymum, 2182 nucleotides. The record is from the annotation of a GenBank genome assembly. Lineage: Eukaryota; Viridiplantae; Streptophyta; Magnoliopsida; Solanales; Convolvulaceae.
CUCAAAGCGAUUCCCAAGACAUUUAGAGGGAGUCGUCGGUAGGGACCGCGAGCCAUUCUGAGGUGGAGUCCUCGAGCGACCAGCCCUCGACGAAGAAUGACCUCGCCAUAGCCGACCUUGACUCGCAUAAGCUAGGCAGCCUGAAUGUUGCCGAUCGUUUGAACUUUGAACCCUAGCCAACUGCAGAAGACAGCAAGCGAUUUCGGAUCCCCUAGUCUGGUCGUCUCUGUCUGGCACAUGAUUCUCUGAUUCCAUUGUACGAUUCUCCAACUCCAGCGUACUAUUGCCACGAGUGUGGCGUAAGGUUGCUGCAACUCCGGCGUCCAGUGUAGGUCGGACCUUCGGUGUUCGAGUGACAAAGCAGGGGACAACGUUUGAGCUAGGAGAGCUGGUCGGACGACUUCGAGCGAGCAGAGCAGUCGGGCGGCUACUCUCCGUACGAUCUCUUGGUGUUAUUUCUAAGGCCUCCCAGGAAGUUACAUUAUUUCUUCUAGGAUCAUAUUACAUCUUUAUUGGUUAUGAGCCAUCUGUUGCUAUCAUUGCUCUGCUAUCGUUUUUCAGAUGUUACAAGGUUUACAAACUGGCAAUUUCUUGUCUCCUAGCGACAUCACCUGGUGAUAUAUCUCAGCGACUGAACAUAUAAUUAUUUUCAUUGGAAUCAAAUUGUCUUUCAAAAGAAAGCAUGGGUGGUUCGGAACAGAGCCAUAAGAUGUGUCACCACCUACAUGAGAAAUUUUCAGAUUCAGUUAUUCUCUUCGGCAGCUUGGACGAAAGCUUGUUAUAUGAAAUCCUUGCUAGGCUCCCCAGCAGAAAUGCCAUCCAGUUGAAAUUGGUUUGCAGGCGCUGGCAUUCUUUGAUCUCUUCUGACUAUUUUAUUACUGUUUACAAUCACCGCCGUCACGACACAUCCCUCCCGCUAAUUCGGGAUCGUGAUUCGCCGUCAUAUAGCCUUGUACUCCAAUUGGCACAUCACACGUCUCUCAUUCGUUGUGGAUACACAUAUAGUUGUGCCAGAUUGUACAAUCACAGGAUGAUUGAUUUAAGUUUUCUUCCUUGUUCUCAGAGCAGCGGGAACAUAAUGGAACUGAACGCUUCAUGUGCGGACUUAAUUCUUUGUUCUUAUAAGCGACACCCGUUGUCCCGAACCAAAUUUUACUAUGUUUGUAAUAUUCUAACUACGCAGUGGGUUGCUCUUCCUCCCGCCUUCCACUUCACAGACCAAGCCAUUGGCUUCCUAUGGGUUAACGUACUUGCACCAUGUUCCCUUUGCCAUUGCAAUGGCAGUAAUCAAUGUGUACAGAACAUUCGCCACAAGUUUAUGGUGGUGCAAAUCAUUGCACAUGAGAAUGAUUUGCCCCUUUCUGAGUUUGAAGUUCAUCUCUUUUCGUCUGAGGAUGCCCAGUGGAGAAGACUGACAGUUUUAUCUCCACGAACCUUGAAUGUAUCUCGACCAAAUAGCUAUUCCAGGGAUUUCCUGGGAAAGUCGUAUGAUGUUCUUGUUCCAUACAAAGGUAUGCUGCAUUGGCUGACUUCUGAUUGUGUUGUUGUGUACGACCCUUAUGAUUCUCCGGAAGGAUUUUCUCAUCUCAUUGAUCUGCCCCUAGAAUCAGAUUUCCAGUACACCUGUAGCAGCAUUGCAGUGUGCCAGGAUCGUCUUCGUGUAGGGCUAUUUUGCUCCGCCCAAGGUUCAUAUGAUAUAUGGGAGCUUGAGGACUAUGAGGAAGAGAAGUGGACUUUGGUGCACAAGAUUUGCACUAGAAGCCUAAAUCUGUUCCCUCAUCAUUUGUUCCCGGAUAAAUACAUACUAUAUAUCCAUCCUGACGGAAAUGUUUUCUAUAAGGAUGGAAAAAACUCUUCUAUACAAAUAUGCAAUUUUCAAAGUGGAACCAUAAAUCACGUAUAUGAGUUAAUUGACUGUGAAUCCAAAGAAUUGGAUUUAGAGCAUAGGAGUGUCCUUCAAAUUUCUGAUCAGGAUUGGCCAACGCCAGUACCAUUGCUGCUGCAGAAUGUGUAGCCUUCUAAAUUUAAUUUAGUUUUUGCUUCUUCAUGAUAGUUGUUUUGUUACGCAUUAGGUGCCUAGAAAAUUGUUCACCUCUUUUUAGCUCAUUAUAAUGUAAUUGUGUUAUGAUAUUCUCUUCUUAUCAUCUAUUCAAUACCAAAUUGGCAAUGUUAGAUGUUACAA